Messenger RNA from Aspergillus niger, 1251 nucleotides. RefSeq lists its product as hypothetical. The transcript is spliced from 8 exons. Bases 1 to 1251 code for a protein of 416 amino acids. Lineage: Eukaryota; Fungi; Ascomycota; Eurotiomycetes; Eurotiales; Aspergillaceae. The record is from RefSeq and is a predicted model, not a curated record.
AUGGCUAUCGCGGCAUGUAAAGGGUCUCAAGAGGCGUGGCCUUGCGAUUGGUUCACGGGAGUCAUGGGCAUGGAUCAGAUAAAUCCUACCCAGCCAAAAAAAUGGUGCCCCAUCGGCGGAUGGUUGAAGUUUGGGUUGAUAGUCGGGUGUAACGAUACAGUUACCGUAUUCCGGAUACUUCGUCGUCUUGCCAAGAGAUGCGCCAAGACAUGGCAUUUUCACGGUUUUACUAUGGACAGUGCUCCUUCAACAACAACAACCACAUACACAGAGGCAUGUGCUGCAGUUGUCUCAAGGGACGCCAGAGUACCCAAGGCAGAAAUCUUUUCCAUCGAGGCUACUCACACUAACCAGCAGUAUACUCACUUGACUAGUGCCUUAUCUCCAAGCCUUGAGGCGCCAGCUCCCGAGUGCCCCCGUAUAACGGUGAUGUGCAUUGAACAAAGGAGAUUCUUUGGAGGAUCGUCAGGCACGAUAGACGUAAAAUUACCACCGUUCCAUACAAAACUUUCCCUCGGGAUAUCAGCGGCGGACCAGUGGGACCGCCAUACGGGGAAUUCUCUACUGACUUGCAUACCUUUUCUUCUGUGGGUCAUGGGUCCAUCAAUGAAUAGGAGACGGGGAGGAAUCGACUGUUUGACUCGGACAUGGGUGGAUACUGGGUGCCAAGGUCAUCGGGCGAAAUUUGGACUGCCUCCAGACAUGGUAGUCACACCCUCAGAUCUUCAUUGCAAAACGGCUUACUCGCAGCGGACAGCCUACGCUUUGAGCCACAAUGUCAUGACAGACCAGUCCGAACCUCAUACGUCCAACAUACAGUCCAACCAUGAAGAUAACGUCGUGCCAAGGAGCAAAGACCACCACAAUCAUACAAUGCGGCCCGAGGCAGAUACACCAAGUACCAUUUCAAAAAGCCAUCUACCAAGUCAUGAGUUAAAGCCGGGAGAUGACCGACGGCCCGUACUUCGCUCUACUAUUGCCAAGCAUGACCUCCCAGCUGGUGGCAUCCUCCAGGUGGGAAGCUUCGGCGAUAUUGGUCUUGGCAGCCCACAUGGCUGGUGGGCUCCGUCGUCGGUGGCUACCGAUACGGGCUCCUGUGAACGGCACAGGGCAGCUUUUAGGACAAUUAGGCAUACGUAUACUUGGUUGGAUCGUUAUUUCCGACUUAUCAAUCUCUUUCCUCUUGGCAAAUCAACCAUAUGGGUCAAUGGUUCGUGGGCGAAAUUCAACGGACCAGUAGAUGGAGUAUGA